AUGGCUACAAACAAGAAGAACGAGCAGGGCCUGACCCCCUUGAUGAUCGCAGCCAGGGACGAAAACCUCGAGGCGUGCAUUGCCCUUCUGCAACAAGGAGCCGAUGUCCAUGCAGAGACAGAGUCCGGAGAGACGAUUCUGCACUUUGCGGCGCAGAACAAACGACACGGACAUGAAAUUGCGUGGCUGCUGGUUCACAAACACAAACUGGAUGCCACGAAGAGAGACGUCAAAGGAAAUGAAGCCAUUAUUCACGGAAUCAGGAAUGAAAACUUCAGGUUUGCCCAGGAGUUGUUCCGCUUGCGCGAAUGUGAGGCGAUCAACCUUUUCCAUUUAUUCAUCUCGCUGAAUCAGUCCGACGUCGCACUUUUGGUCCACGCGUGGAACCCCCUGCUCAUUAGAGAGGUGGAUGGGUACGGGAGGAAUGCCCUGCAUCUUGCCGCCGAAUUUGCCGACCUCAGGGUGUGCCAGUUGUUAAUCGAGAUGGGAAUCGAUGCCGCUUCCAAUUCUUAUUUCGGGAUGGCCUUGCACCGCGCCCCACUUAACAAAAACCACGGCAUCGAAAUCAUUAAAUAUUUUGUAAGUUUGAAGCUUAACCUGAAUGAAGUGUCAGAGAGUGGGCUUCUGCCACUCCAUGCCGCCUUUGCCGCUGGGAACCUCGAAAUAGCACACGAAAUGCUGAAACUUGGUGCAAUUCUAGACACUAAAAACUGGAAUAAUUACCUCUUUUUGUCAAUUGCCGCGAACAACCACGAGUGUGCCAAUUUCAUUCACAAUUUUAAUGGUGAACUUAUCAUGAGAAUGAAUCUCGACGGCCGCACGGCUCUGCACCUAGCUGCUGAGUUCGCUGAUGCUGAAAUGUUAAAGUGGAUUUUGAGUACCAACAUCGGAUCUAAGUGUUUUCUUGACCAGUGGAAAUGCUCGAUUCUCCACCACAUAGCUUUCAACAGGCAGUUUGGGCCGCAACUCGUCCGUUUAUUCAGUUCCAUUGGCGUUGAUCUCAACUGCAAAGAUGAGGGACAAAACACGCCUCUUAUAUUCGCGCUGAGGGCGAUAAACCUGGACGUGGCGCAGGAGUUGCUGAACCACGGUGCCACUUUAAACUCAGAGAAUGAAGACGUGAAUUUGCUACACCUGUGUAUCAAUGAAAACAACCUGGAAGGCGCCAAAUUCGUGCAUUCCAAGAUCCCUGAACUUGUGCGGAAACUCAGUGUGGGAGGAAUGACCUCGCUUCAUCUCGCAGCCUCGUACGCGGAUUUGAACAUGUGUUUGUGGAUCGUAGGACUCAAUUUCGACGUACAGGACAAAAGUGGUGAAGACGGCAAUACUGUCCUGCAUUGUGCUGCGUAUAAUUUGAAUCACGGUGCCAGCUUAGUUCAGUUUUUUGUGUCUAAAGGUGUAAAUGUGAAUGAGAAAAACUUUGCGUCGAAAACAGCGCUCCACCCUGCCCUUUUAGAAAAGAACAUCGGAUUCGCCAGGGAAUUGCUGCAAGCUGGUGCAGAAUUGAAGGCGAUCCUCGACGAUGAAGGAGUCCAAGAGCUGACCAAAAUCGCGAGCACAGGUCAGUCUGGUUGUUUGCUGAUGGAUAACACAGUGACCAAGGUUGUUCCGUUACGCAGAUAA
Cloeon dipterum is the source of this 1623-nucleotide messenger RNA. Its product is annotated as putative ankyrin repeat protein RF_0381. Gene Ontology annotation, molecular function: protein binding. The coding region runs from base 1 to 1623 and encodes 540 amino acids. NCBI's taxonomy places the organism in Eukaryota, Metazoa, Arthropoda, Insecta, Ephemeroptera, Baetidae. The record is from RefSeq and is a predicted model, not a curated record. Gene Ontology annotation, biological process: protein localization to ciliary inversin compartment. The transcript has a single exon. Gene Ontology annotation, cellular component: ciliary inversin compartment.